Choloepus didactylus (southern two-toed sloth) is the source of this 762-nucleotide messenger RNA. RefSeq names its product olfactory receptor 5AS1-like. Lineage: Eukaryota; Metazoa; Chordata; Mammalia; Pilosa; Megalonychidae. Gene Ontology annotation, molecular function: olfactory receptor activity; odorant binding. Gene Ontology annotation, biological process: sensory perception of smell; G protein-coupled receptor signaling pathway. Bases 1 to 762 code for a protein of 253 amino acids. The record is from RefSeq and is a predicted model, not a curated record. The transcript has 2 exons. Gene Ontology annotation, cellular component: membrane.
AUGAUAUUUGCACAACAGUCACACUAUUCUAUGGCAAUCACUCCUAAAAUGCUGGUGAAUUGCUUAGCAUCCAAGAAGAGUAUCUCUCCCUAUGGUUGUACACUACAAAUAUUUUUCUUUGCUUGUUUUGCUGAUUCUAAGUACAUUACCCUGGCAGCAAUGGCAUAUGACCAUUAUGCAGCCCUCUGUAACCCAUUGCUCUACUCUCCACUUAUGUCUAGAAGAGGCUGUCUCUGUUUCAUUGUGUUGGCAUACUUCAAUGGAAGUAUGACUUCACUGGUGCAUGUAUGCCUCACAUUCAGGCUGUCAUUUUGUGGUUCCAAUCUUGUCAACCAUUUUAUCUGUGGUGUCCCACUUAUACUGGCUUUAUCCUGUGCAGAUACCCAUAUCAAUGAGCUUCUGCUCUCUGUCUUGGGUAGCUUCAUCCAGACAAGCAAUUUCAUGGUCAUAUUUAUCUUGUACUUCUGCAUCUUCAUCACUCUUUUGAGCAUCAAGUCCCCAGGAGGCAGAAGCAAAACAUUCUCCAUCUGUGUUUCCCAUCUCAUAGCAGUCACCUUAUUCUAUGAGAUCCUCCUAUUUAUGUACUUUUGUCCUGUGACCAGUUUUUCUCUAGACACUGAUAAGGUUGUUGCAGUGUUUUGCACAAUUGUCUUUCACAUGAUUAACCCAAUAAUCUUCAGUUUCAGAAAAAAGGAUAUGAAAAAUGCUCUCAAAAACUUUUGGAGAGAAAUUGGAUUUUCAAAUGGAUGGAAAUGCAAAUAA